GUGCAAGUCCGCUCACGCACUUUUCGUGUCAGCAAUCUCGGUUUCUGGGCAACUAUUGCGAAAGACAUUUGCGAGAACGUGGUGCUGGUGGGCAUUGUUCUCCAAAGGCAGGGAUAUCAGAUUGACAUGCUAAAGACCUUUGUCCUGUUCAGCAUCCGCCCCCGCGGUGCGUUUUUUCAUGCGCUCCUUGGCUACAUUGACGGUGGUUGGGGACCUGAUGGUAUGAUGGACAUGAUCGCCCAAAUAUUGCUGUCCAUAUUCGGAGGAUACAUGGCGCUUUUCGGCGCUAUCAGUGCCAAUCACACCCUUGACCCCUCACGCCCAAUCUGGUGGAAAACCUACCUCGCAGGUGGCGCCAUGGCCUCAAUCGUUACCGACUUCCUGUUGCUCUACGUAUCUGCAAUUGGCAUCUCUAUCGCCUUCAUUUGUUGUGGUGGUCUGGUUGCUCUUGCAUACCUUGUUACAUUCCCCGUAGUCCUAGCCUGGAUGAUGCUCAUCGUAGCCCCUUUCAAAGAACUCAAAAUCAUCCUCCAAAACGCGUACUACUUGGUACGCGGGCACAAACGAUACCGCUCCCCAGACUCCCUGUUUACUUUCCACAACGUCUGGUUCUCACGAUGGUACAAGAUCACCAUGUUCAUUUCGCUCGUGCUCUUCAUUGGGUGCUGGAUGUUCUGGAACGGGUUCUUGAGGCUGUCUGGGGAAUUGUACUGUCCGCAGGAUCUGCAGAAUGUGGAUUUGACGAUGAUUGGGUUCUAUGCGGCGAGUGUGGUGCUGAGGAAGGUGUUGUGCUUUUUUCAAGGAGAGCAGGCGAGUGUAGAGGGAGACGAGGGGUUGCUUGAUGCCCAGCCUUUGCAGGAUUUCGGGAAGCCGGUGGUGUGAUAAUGGAGCUGAGGAACGAGGAAUGACUUACGAGCUAUGUAAUGAGUUAUCAUAAUACGGGGGUUUUGGGGAUUUUGGGUAUAGUUGGCUUCAGUCCCUGUUUGGAAGUAUCUCAAUGUGAAUGACAGAAAGUUGACGGGUUUCCGGUCUAAUCUCGAAGAGGAUUGGUUCAGUUA
Messenger RNA from Lindgomyces ingoldianus, 1058 nucleotides. RefSeq lists its product as uncharacterized. The record is from RefSeq and is a predicted model, not a curated record. The transcript has a single exon. The coding region runs from base 127 to 882 and encodes 251 amino acids. NCBI's taxonomy places the organism in Eukaryota, Fungi, Ascomycota, Dothideomycetes, Pleosporales, Lindgomycetaceae.